AUGGACGAGCCAGACUUGAAGCAGGCGGCGGCCGAGCGCAUCCGUUGGGACGAUGAGGAAGCUGCUCGUUCAACUCGUGCCUUGCGCCGUACGCAUUCCAAUGCCAGCUCCAUGUCAAUCCGCAGUGUGCGAUCGCGACGUGAAGUGAACCCGGCCAUUGCGCUGCCCAUCCAGUACCGAACUGUUUCGUUCGCCAUCGAGGAGUCCAAGAGCAAAGAUGUCGCUGAACUCGCAAAAGCCAAGGACACGGCUGCCAAAGAACUAUCGACCCUUGAGUGGCACACGAUCUCAACCGAAGAGGCGCUCCGCCGCCUGAGUUCCUCGAUCACGACCGGACUAUCCCCAGACCAAGUUGCACGGAAGUUCAAGGAGUUUGGUCGCAAUGCUCCAACUCCUCCCAAGUCGAAUACCGUCCAGAAAUACCUCGGAUACCUUUUCAAGGGAUUUGGUCCUGUACUACUUGUCGGUUCUAUCCUCGUGUUCGUGUCAUGGAAGCCCCUGGGCGAGCCCAACCCGGCAAUUGCCAACCUGGCGCUUGCUAUCGUCCUCCUUGCUGUCUUCUUCAUCCAGGCCGCUUUCAACAUGUGGCAGGACUGGAGCUCGUCGCGCGUGAUGAAGAGCAUCAAGAACAUGCUUCCCGAGGACUCUCUGGUAAUCCGCGACGGCAAGCAGGCGUCGCUCCCAGCAUCGGAACUUGUUCCCGGAGACAUCAUUUCCCUGAAGGCUGGCAACAAGUUGCCUGCAGAUGUGCGAUUCCUCCAGGUAUCAGGCGACGCCAGAUUUGACCGGUCGAUUCUGACUGGCGAGUCUGUGCCCCUUGCUGGUACUGUGGACUCCACCGAUGCCAACUAUCUAGAGACCAAGAAUAUUGGCCUCCAGGGAACUCACUGUACCUCUGGCUCUGGUAUCGGCCUGGUCGUCGCUACUGGUGAUCGCACCGUCUUUGGCAGGAUCGCAAACCUGACCAACGAGCCCAAAACCAAGCUGACAACGCUGGAACGCGAGGUUUUGUACUUUGUCAUAAUCAUAUGCUCAAUCAUGUUCACCAUGAUCUCAAUCGUGCUGAUUGUCUGGGGCUCUUGGCUCAGAACAUCCCACCCGGAUUGGAUCAGUGUGCCAAUGCUGAUCGUCAGUUGUGUCAGUGUUGCCAUUGCAUUCAUCCCAGAGGGCCUCCCUAUUGCCGUGACAGCGGGUCUUACCAUCACAGCGAACAUUAUGCAGAAGAACAAGGUCCUUUGCAAGUCGCUUAAGACUGUCGAAACUCUCGGUUCUGUAUCUGUUAUCUGCUCGGACAAGACCGGUACCCUCACUCAAAACCGAAUGACCGUUACAGAAGUCUCCAUUGGAACCCAUACCAUCACGGCAGACAAAGCUGAGGCUGAGCUCAACGCUAGUGAAACUCCUGAUGUUGCCGGUAUAGUUACGACUGGUGUCAGUCAGGUAUGCGCCUUGUCUGCCCUGUGCAACGCCUCUGAGUUCGAUGCUGCGACAAACAACUUGCCGAUCGAAGAGAGACGUGUGUACGGUGACGCAACAGACCAGGCAAUUCUGAGAUUCUCCGAGCGCCUCGGUUCCGUCCAACAUAUGCGACAGUGUUGGCAAAAGACCUACGAGCUUGCCUUCAACUCGAAGAACAAGUUCAUGAUCCGGACCUUCUCCCUGUUCAAGAAUGACUGCCUGUCGCAGACCCUCCCGCAAGCCGAGGCAGAUGCUUUCAAGCAAGGCGACACUCUUCUAACCAUCAAGGGCGCCCCUGAUGUGCUGAUCGGCCGUUGCUCGUACUACAUCACCAACUCCGGAGACGCACACCCCUUCGACGCCGACAUGCGAGCCACGAUCGAACAAGUCAAGAACAACUACUCCAGCCAGGGAAAGCGUUGCAUUCUCCUGGCACGCAAGGUCAUACGCAGGGAGCAUGUCAAGCACCAGACUGGCACCACGCAAUUUGAAGAUGAAAUGGCGGAUCAAGCCAAAACUGGCCUGACUCUGGUCGGCAUGGUCGCGAUCGUGGACCCGCUGCGUCCUGAGAUCAAGGAUGUCGUUUCGACUCUGCGCGGCGCUGGAAUUCGUUUCUUCAUGGUCACUGGAGACUUUGCCCUCACUGCUUUGGCGAUUGCGCAGGACGCUGGCAUUGUCACGCUACCAUCUUCCGCGGUCCACGGUCUGAGUGCACUUCCGCGGGACGACUUCUCCGACUCUGGCUCAGAAUCAGAAAAGGCUCCCAUACACAGGCAAUCUAUUGUCCUCAGCGGGCCAGACUUGGUUGGAAUGAGUGCACACCAAUGGAAGGUGCUCACCGAGUAUGAAGAGGUUGUCUUUGCCCGUACCACACCCGAGCAGAAGCUGCGUAUCGUCAAGGAGUUCCAGAACAGCGGUGUCGUGGCCAUGACCGGAGACGGUGUAAAUGAUGCCCCAUCUCUCAAGGCCGCCGACGUUGGUAUCGCCAUGGGAAGCGGUUCGGAUAUUGCCAUUGAAGCUGCUGACAUGGUGCUCCUCGAAUCAUUCUCCUCGGUCGUUGAGGCUGUUCAGUACGGUCGUGUGGUUUUCGACAACUUGAAAAAGGUCAUCUGCUACCUGCUUCCCGCUGGUUCCUUCGCCGAGUUCUGGCCUGUCAUGACCAACGUUCUGUUUGGCCUGCCGCAAAUCCUGUCGUCUUUCCUUAUGAUCAUUAUCUGUUGCUUCACAGAUUGCGCUGCUGCGACGGCUUUGUCGUACGAGAAGCCCGAGGCAGAUGUUCUUCUGCGCAAGCCGCGCGAUGUCAAGAAGGACCGCCUGGUCAACUGGCAGCUUAUCUUCUACGCAUAUGGAGUUCUCGGCGUUCUAGAAACCCUCGCGUCGUUCUCGAUGGCCUACUGGUACCUCCAAAAGAAUGGCAUCCCUUUCACCACUCUCUGGUUCGGCUUUACCACAGAGCCUGAUGGAAUCGACGCGGACUACUAUUUGCAGAAGCUCAAUGAGGCGUCGUCUAUUUACUUCAUCAACCUUGUAGUCAUGCAAUGGUUCAACCUGAUGGCCGUUCGUACUAGGCGUUGGAGCAUCUUCCAACAUCCACCUGCGUUCAACAAGCUGACGCAGAACCUCUACCUGUUCCCUGCAAUCAUCUUCGCACUUCUUAUGGCCAUCUUCUGGUUAUAUGUGCCAGUGUUCCAGCAGGUCCUCGGCACCACCGUGGUUCCCGUUGAGCACUACUUCUUGCCUUUCGCCUUUGGUAUAGGGAUAUUGUUGAUCGAUGAGGCUAGAAAGUACUUUGUUAGAAAGUACCCUGACGGAGCUAUUGCAAAGACCGCCUGGUAG
This is a messenger RNA of Neoarthrinium moseri, 3294 nucleotides long. RefSeq lists its product as uncharacterized. The record is from RefSeq and is a predicted model, not a curated record. The transcript is spliced from 9 exons. NCBI's taxonomy places the organism in Eukaryota, Fungi, Ascomycota, Sordariomycetes, Amphisphaeriales, Apiosporaceae. Gene Ontology annotation, cellular component: membrane. Gene Ontology annotation, biological process: intracellular potassium ion homeostasis; intracellular sodium ion homeostasis; sodium ion export across plasma membrane. Gene Ontology annotation, molecular function: ATP binding; ATP hydrolysis activity; P-type sodium:potassium-exchanging transporter activity. The coding region runs from base 1 to 3294 and encodes 1097 amino acids.